GCACGGGCUGGGGGAGUUACUAGAGGCCCAGUCCCGGCACCCCUGCUCCGGCGAUCGGUACCCGCCUCGUCAUGGUUCUUCUGCGUCUGCGCUGCCUCCUCUGGGGCUGCUUGUUGAGCACCGUCCACCCAGAACCACACAUUACGUGCGGAGAAAACCAGUACGUGACCAACAAUCACUGCUGUGAUAUGUGUCAGCCAGGAAAGAAACUGGUGAAUGACUGCACAGAGUUCACCACCACAGAAUGCGUUUCUUGCAAAACAGGCGAAUUCCUAGACACUUGGAACAGAGAGAGACACUGUCACCAGCACAAGUACUGCGACCCCAACCUAGGGCUCAAGGUCCAGAAGGAAGGCACCUCAGACACAGACACCACUUGCAGAUGUGAUGAAGGUCUACAUUGUACCACCAAUGCCUGUGAAAGCUGCACCCAGCACACCCCGUGCCCCCCUGGCCUUGGAGUCAAGCAGGUUGCCACAGGGGUCUCUGAUACCGUCUGUGACCCAUGCCCAGCUGGCUUCUUCUCCAAUGUGUCAUCUGCUUUGGAAAAGUGUCACCCUUGGACAAGGUGUGAGACCAAAGGCCUCGUGGAGCUUCAGUCUGGGACCAACAAGACGGAUGUCAUCUGCGGUCUCCAGGAUCGGAUAAGAGCCCUGGUGGCGAUCCCCAUCACAAUGGUGAUUCUGCUCGCUGUCCUGCUGGUGUCGGCCUAUAUCAGAAAGGUGACCAAGGGGCCAGGGAAUAAGGUCAUCCAACCUAAGAAGUGUCAGAUCCCUGUGGAGGACUUGGAGGAUCCUAUUCCCCUCUACUCCAUUGCUCCGGUGCAAGAGACCUUACAUGGGUGCCAGCCGGUCACCCAGGAGGACGGCAAGGAGAGCCGCAUCUCCGUGCAGGAGAGAAUAUGAGGCGGGGUGUACCCGGGAGCGUGGCAGCGUGGGAGAACGGGCACGUGCCGGAGAGCGUGGAGCCGCUGGAGCUGCAGAGUGAGGGUGCGGGGCACCCCGGCCUGCACCCCUGUGGUGCGGAAACGGAACCUUCCACCCCAGCCCUGGAGCCCAUUCAAUCUCCCGACUUGCUUUUAAAGGCGGAGGCAAAAGUUGGCAGGUGGGGGGCACAGAGUCAUAUCCACCACCGGGCCUCCAGUGCCCGGAGAUGUAUCAUGGCGGUUCCGACAAGUCCAGGAAGACAUAUCCACGAAUAUCCAUCGCAGUGUUGUUUGUGACAUGGACAACUGGGGGCCGUUUAACUGGCCAGCAGCAGGGGACUGGCUAAAUAAAAUCAUAAUAUAUUUUAUACAAGGUCUUAAAAA
This is a messenger RNA of Suricata suricatta (meerkat), 1309 nucleotides long. It is a transcript of the gene CD40, whose product is annotated as CD40 molecule. NCBI's taxonomy places the organism in Eukaryota, Metazoa, Chordata, Mammalia, Carnivora, Herpestidae. The record is from RefSeq and is a predicted model, not a curated record. The transcript is spliced from 9 exons. Gene Ontology annotation, biological process: positive regulation of angiogenesis; positive regulation of blood vessel endothelial cell migration; TRIF-dependent toll-like receptor signaling pathway. Bases 72 to 905 code for a protein of 277 amino acids. Gene Ontology annotation, molecular function: signaling receptor activity; protein binding; antigen binding. Gene Ontology annotation, cellular component: CD40 receptor complex; external side of plasma membrane.